AUGAGUUCUUCAGGAACUUGUCAGGUUCACACUCAAUUUGGUCCAUGGCUUGAAAAGUUUUAAAUUACAGACUACUUCACUAAAAGAUGCAUUUCGGACUCUGGAAUUGCUUUCCGAACGAUAUCCGCCACAGACAAAGACUGUCGACGUGGCUUCUCUUGAACCCGGUCGCAUUCUGGCAGAAGAUAUUGAGGCGGAAACGGACAUUCCUGCAGUUCGAACGUCUUCAGUGAAUGGUUUUGCAACAAUGGGUAACAAGAAAAUUAGAGACAUCGAACGUGAACUAAAUAAAUUCAAUUCCAGUGAGCUAUAUCGGAACAAAGAGAAGGAUCGUUGGAUUAUCCACUGUUUUAUCACCCUAUUACGCUACAUUGUUGCCCGGAGAAUGCGUAAGAAUCAGCAGCGGAGGAGUGGUGCCGAACGGAGCGGAUACAGUUGUUCCGCAUGAUGACGUGGCAUUGACGUCACAAGAUGACGAUGAGGGAGUAGAAACGGUCGAAUUUGAAUACCCAUUAGGGGAAGGAGACAAUAUAAGGUGAGGCACUUUUUCAAAAAUAAAUUUUCACCAAUGAUAUUCUUUGAAGAGAAAAAGGUUCGGAGGCAAAAGCAGGAGACGUUAUCUUGCACGACGGACAGAAAAUCGACUCAAUGGCAAUCGGACUGCUUCAUGCUUUGCAAAUGACAGAGAUUGAGAUUUACCGGAAAGCACGCGUCUGCGUUCUAUCUAUUGAAGACGAUACUACUGUGAAGAUCAAGAAAACAGGCAUGAAUAUGACGAGAGCACACCUUCUGGCACUGUUUCAAGCACAAAAGUUCAAAGCAAUUGACGCCGGAGCAGCGAUGGAAAAACACUCGGAAGUGGAAGAGAAGCUGCGAAUCGCUGCAGAUUUUGCAUGUGCAAUUGUGACAAUUGGAGGACAAACGGUUUUACGAAAACUGGCAAAGGAUAUUAAUCUGACGGUAUUCGGCCUAAAACAUUUUCUUGAAACAGUUAGUACUUCAGACCGACAUUCAAAGGAUCUCAGCUAAUCCUGGUGAUUACACAUUCGCUCAUGGUAAAAUUGACGGAAAACCAGUGUUUGUGUGCAUGUUUCCCGACAAUUUGGACUCUUCUUGGAUCGGAGCCAAUUUGUUCGUCGCGCCAGUUCUCAAAGCAGUGGAAGGACAGAUCGUACGGAGCAGUCCACGAUUCAAAGCCAAGCUGACAAAAACCAUUCCCCAAUCUUCUCAAAUUCAAUUUUUACGUGCUAGGACGGAAUCCGUAGACGGCGUUCUAACAACUACUCCUGUCGAACGUUACGCGAUCCUAGGAGCAAACUCAAUCAUCGAAGUGCUUCCGACUAGCAAGACCUCGGUCGGGGACCGUGUUACCGUGCUUCUUAUCGAAACUUUGCCGUUUUCCUACAUUUAG
Molecule: messenger RNA, 1411 nt
Organism: Caenorhabditis sp. 36 PRJEB53466
Lineage: Eukaryota; Metazoa; Nematoda; Chromadorea; Rhabditida; Rhabditidae
Source: the annotation of a GenBank genome assembly